This is a messenger RNA of Aspergillus saccharolyticus JOP 1030-1, 2340 nucleotides long. Its product is annotated as TPR domain-containing protein. NCBI's taxonomy places the organism in Eukaryota, Fungi, Ascomycota, Eurotiomycetes, Eurotiales, Aspergillaceae. Gene Ontology annotation, cellular component: intracellular anatomical structure. The transcript has a single exon. The record is from RefSeq and is a predicted model, not a curated record. Gene Ontology annotation, molecular function: protein binding. The coding region runs from base 330 to 2036 and encodes 568 amino acids.
AUCUCAGCAAGUUAUAGAAGGUUGUUUCUGCAGCGGGAAUCUCUUUCGGAGGGUUCAUCUUAAUUCUCUCGGAUACCCACCGAUCGCAUCCACCAUAAAUACGGAGUCAUCCACCAUUUCUUUGUUUUGGUCCCAUCCGCCCGCCGUGUCUUGAUGUCACGGAUCACAAGAUGACGGCUCGAUGACUAACAGUUCUUAUAACUGGCUGGCUGCCAGUUAUAACUUAGUAGUAUAACUAAGGUAGACAACCAUGAUCUUCUUUUCGCGCUGAGAUCGUUCAGGCAUACCUCUUGAGCUAAAUUAGCAACAUGUGAAAUCCUCAAAUGAAAAUGGCCCAGUAUCUCAACAGGCAGGUUGUCGUCAUUUCCGCUGAUACCCCCUACUAUGAUCUCGGAUCCUUCCACCGAUCAGUUACUACCACCAACAGGGAUGCUCAAGUCUGGUUCGACCGUGGUCUUACCUGGUGCUAUGCCUUCAACCAUGAGCAGGCGGCCGAAUGCUUCAACCAAGCGAUCGUGCACGACCCAAAAUGUGCUAUGGCAUACUGGGGACUAGCCUUUGCGCUUGGGCCAAACUAUAACAUGUCGUGGGAGGCCUUCCCGCCCCAGGCACUGGAUGUGGUUGUGGGGCGUACGCACUCUGCGCUCACGCAGGCUCUGGAGAACAGCCAAGCGGCCUCGCCGGUCGAGCAGGGUCUCAUUAGAGCACUUCAAGCCCGCUUUCCCCAAAAGCAUGCACCAAAGGAACCCCAAGAGCUGCAGUUAUGGAGCAGAGCCUACGCGGAGGCAAUGCGGGUGGUUUAUGAAAAGUUCCCAGGCGACUUGGAUGUCACCGCACUCUACGCCGACAGCCUCAUCAACCUCACUCCGUGGCGGCUCUGGGACUUGAACACCGGACAUCCGACGCCGGGGUCGUGUACGUUGGAGGCUAAAGAUGUCCUCCACCGCGCUCUGGCGGAAGAUGGCGGCUACGCACACCCGGGCUUGCUGCAUGUGUACAUCCACCUCAUGGAGAUGUCCAGUCAGCCGGAGGCGGUCUUGCAGAUCGCUGACCGUCUCCGUGGAUUGGUGCCUGACUCGGGCCAUCUUCAUCAUAUGCCUACUCACAUCGACAUCCUCUGCGGGGACUAUCAGCGAGCCAUCAUGUCGAACUCCGACGCGGUGCGUGCGGACGAGAAACAUCUUGCGCUGUCUCGACCCCAGGGCAUCUAUACGAUGUACAGGUCGCACAACUACCACUUUUUGAUCUAUGCAGCCAUGCUUGCAGGGCAGUUCAAGGUCGCGUUAGACACUGCGCUCAAGCUGGAGAAAUCACUUUCUGAGGAGAUAUUACGCAUCGCCCAUCCCCCUAUGGCCAUGUUUCUCGAGUCUUUUGUGCCAAUGCGCGUGCAUGUUCUGAUCCGCUUCGGGCGGUGGCGAGAUAUCCUCGAAAUCAACCUUCCAGAUGACCGAGACCUGUACUGCGUGACGACCGCAGUGAUACAUUAUGGUAAAGCUGUUGCGCAUGCUGCUCUGGGCGAGGUCCACAGGGCCAGCCAGGAGCAGGAAUUGUUCCGUGAAGCCUUUCGACGAAUCCCACCAUCGCGCACCUUGCACAACAACACUUGUCUGGACAUUCUAGCUAUCGCGCAGGCCAUGCUUGAUGGAGAGCUCGAAUACCGCCGCGGCAACAUCCCUCAGGCGUUCCAACAUCUGACUCAUGCCACCCAACUGUAUGAUAAGCUUCCCUACGACGAGCCGUGGGGAUGGAUGCAGCCUAUCCGACAUGUCCAUGGUGCCUUGCUGCUGGAGCAGGGGCUUGUGGAAGAGGCAGCAGACGUCUACGCUGCGGAUCUGGGGGUGGACGACUAUCUACCGCGUGCCAAACAGCACCCGAACAAUGUGUGGUCGUUGCAUGGGUAUCAUGAGUGCCUUGUGAGAUUGGGCCGUGGACCCGAGGCGCGCAUUCUUGGCUUGCAGCUUAGGAUGGCAUUGGCCCGGGCGGAUGUCCCGAUCAAAUCGUCUUGUUUUUGUCGUCUCGGUGCUGGACACAAGUAGGGAUGAUGCUUGGGGCUAUGUUGUUGCCGAUUCAGUUGGCCUUACUUACUGUUUCGAGGGAGCUGUCUUUACUCGAGACUGUGACAGUGACUGUUGCUGCCAAUGAGGCUAUAUUUAAUGCAUUUCCUAUGGACAACUAGGACAUGAAUUUUCCAGACCAGGUUUUGGAUUAGUGGGUUUCAGGCACAAAUUCUGCAUCCAUGCCUUUCCGGAGUUGACUGUAAUUGCUCAACCUGCGCGGGCCGUAAGCAAAGGAGAUCCAUAACUUCUCAUACCGUAGCAUUGUAUCAUAGAACAGAGUCUA